AUGUCGGAUAUACUCGAAGGAAAACCAUCGUGCGAAGUUAUUGAAAAUGCCAAACUCCCUGCCAACGUGGACACGUUCGACGAAACGGCCAACGCCGCCGUGAAUGCUGCCCUUGUACGCAAGCAGGACAUGCGCAUUGUCCCCCUUUGCGCAAUGAUGUAUCUCCUCGCCUACCUCGACCGGUCGAACAUUGGGAAUGCGAAGAUCAUGAACCAGGACCAGGGCAAGGACCUCCUCAGCGUAACGGCGACAUCCUCGUACCAGUAUUCCAUUUCGCUGGCCGUCUUCCUCGUGGCGUACACCAUCUUCGAAAUCCCCGCCAACUACUUCCUCAAACUCAUGGGCCCGUCCAAGUGGUUUUGCGUGCUGAUGGUCUCCUGGGGCACAAUUGCAAGCUGCAUGAGCGCCAUCGAAAACUUCGGUGGCUUGAUGGCAACCAGGUUCAUGCUCGGCGUUUUCGAGGCUGGUCUUGCGCCUGGUCUAGCAUACUAUAUCACCUUCUGGUAUCGUGCCAACGAACGCUCCAUCCGACUGGCAUUCAUUUAUUCGACCGCCACAUUGGCUGGUGCUUUUGGAGGCGCAUUGGCAUACGGUAUCUCGCAUCUUAAUAUGGCCCGUGGUAUAGAAGGCUGGCGGUGGCUGUUCAUAAUCGAAGGUCUCCCCUCCGUAAUCGGCGGCUUCAUUGUGCUCGCCUUCCUACCAGACUAUCCGGAGAAGACCCGGUUCCUGAAAGAAGAGGAACGCCAGCUCGCCAUAGCCCGUAUGGAGUUCAACGGCUCAAAGGGGUCUGCUGGGAACAUGACCUGGGCCCAGGCGAGAGAAACACUAUGUGAUUUGCGCCUCUACGGCCAUUAUAUAGUGUACUUCAGCAAGUCGUGCCCAUUCUCCAGUCUGUCACUGUUCACGCCCAGCAUUGUAAGCGGCCUGGGAUAUGGAUCUGUCCAGGCCCAGCUGAUGACCGUUCCACCUUAUGCCGCUGCCUUCAUCACAACGCUAGUGGCAGCGUACUACUCCGACAAAACCGGCCAUCGCGCCCUGUUCACAAUCGGCCUGAUGCUCGUCGGCGCAGCAGGGUUCAUUGCGUCCGCGGCCCUCCCACCAGACGACUACAUAGCCCGCUACAUCUGCCUCAUAAUCUGCUGCAUGGGGACAUUUGCCACGAUCCCGAUUCUGCUCGGCUGGCUAUCCGCAAACCUGCAUUCGACGUCCGCCCAGGGCCUAGCUAUUGCUCUGAACAUCAGCUUCGGAGCACCCGGCCAGAUCACGGGAACCUGGAUAUACCAGGAUAGCGAGCAGCAGAGCGGGUAUCCAACCGGGCACUGGGUGAAUGGGGCGCUGUUGCUGCUUGGGCCGGCGUUGACGGGGGGUUUGGUUGUGCUGUAUGCGAGGAGGAAUCGGAGGAUUGACCGCGGGCUGAGUGACUCGCCCCGGUGGGCUCUUUGA
Molecule: messenger RNA, 1443 nt
Organism: Aspergillus puulaauensis
Lineage: Eukaryota; Fungi; Ascomycota; Eurotiomycetes; Eurotiales; Aspergillaceae
Exons: 4
Coding region: 1-1443 (480 amino acids)
Biological process (GO): transmembrane transport
Cellular component (GO): membrane
Molecular function (GO): transmembrane transporter activity
Source: RefSeq, a predicted model, not a curated record